Molecule: messenger RNA, 1359 nt
Organism: Danio rerio (zebrafish)
Lineage: Eukaryota; Metazoa; Chordata; Actinopteri; Cypriniformes; Danionidae
Gene: otud6b
Product: OTU deubiquitinase 6B
Molecular function (GO): cysteine-type deubiquitinase activity
Source: RefSeq, marked provisional
GAGUCCAUGCGUAUGUUUAUCAUGACUGAUUAUUAUGAUCUGAACUGAUUAUUACGUGCUAAAGCUAUUGUAAAUCUUGUUGAGCGAUAAGUUAAAAUAUCAGUGAAUGGUGUAUUUGGCGUUUAGCUUUAUUUGCGCUGUUGUUCAGAAUAUAUAUCACAUUUAGUCAUGGAGGAAGUGGAGACAGCAGAGGAGCAGUUAGCCAAACAGCAUCGCAAGGAAAAGAAAGACCUGCAAGCAAAAAUACAAAGCAUGAAAAACGCAGUUCCCAAAAAUGACAAGAAGAGGAGGAAACAGCUGACAGAAGACAUCGCCAAACUAGAGGCCGAACUCUCUCAAAAACAUGAAAAUGAGCUCAAACUUCAGAACACUUCUUCAGUGGAAGAGGUUUCAGUUGCAUUGGAUUCUAUGAGUGUAGCAAAUCAUGAGGAACAAUCUGAUCCAAGCAAGCAAAGUCGGACAUCCAAAGCCCAGAAGAGGCGGGACAAGAAGGCUGCUCUUGAGAAGGAGCGAGAGAUGCGGAUUGCGGAGGCAGAGGUGGAGAAUCUCAGCGGCUCUCGUCAUCAGGAGGGUCUAAAGCUGCGUGAGAAGCUGGUGGAGAGACAUCUGCAGAUUAAAGAGAUCUCUUCUGAUGGCCACUGUAUGUACCGCGCUGUGGAGCAUCAGCUGACGGAGAGAGGACUCGCUCUCGGUCUGAAAGAGCUUCGGGAUCAAACUGCUCAGUACAUGAGGAGCCAUGCAGAUGACUUCAUGCCCUUUCUUACAAACCCUAAUACAGGAGAUAUGUACACUGCAGAGGAGUUUGAGAAAUACUGCACUGAUGUUGCAGACACCGCUGCAUGGGGCGGACAGUUAGAGUUGAAAGCCCUUUCCCAGGUCCUCCAGCUACCCCUAGAGGUCAUCCAGGCAGAUUCCCCGUGUAUUACUAUUGGUGAAGAAUACGACAAGCCAAAAAUCACACUCAUUUAUAUGCGGCAUGCGUAUGGACUUGGAGAGCAUUACAACUCUGUGGAGCCUCUGAAAGAUUUGGCAAACGAGGAAGAGGGCUGACCCGGUCACUGACACGCAUUAAUUUAUGCAUCUGUGCAUAAUUAGCCUGUAGAAAUGGGCCGUGUGGAAUUGGAUUCCAUUUUGCUAGGAUCGGCAGAAUUGAGGUUGUUCGGUCAGAUGCUCACUGAAGAUCCUGAAAUAACCCCCUCUGGUCACUUCAGUUGCAGUGGACAAACUUAAUAUAACAGAGUUGUUCAUGAAUAAACUGUGUGCUUUGUGUUCUUAUAAAACCACAUAUCUGCAAGUCAUUUGCUCUAAAAAGCUGCUGGAUCGGGCUCAUAGGCCAUUGAAUAAAAACUUUAUUAAUAA